GCCCAAACAAAAGGCAGCGCUGCCCGGCCCCCGCUGCCCCCCGCCCCAGCCCCGCCGACGGCCGACCGGACCCCCAACGGACCCCCCAUGGCGUUGAAGCGGAUCCAGAAAGAAUUAAGUGAUCUACAACGAGAUCCACCUGCACACUGCUCAGCUGGGCCCGUGGGAGAUGACUUGUUCCACUGGCAAGCAACUAUUAUGGGACCGCCUGAUAGUGCCUACCAAGGGGGAGUAUUCUUUCUCACAGUACACUUUCCAACAGACUAUCCUUUCAAACCACCAAAGAUUGCUUUCACAACAAAAAUCUACCAUCCAAACAUAAAUAGUAAUGGAAGUAUUUGUCUUGAUAUCCUGAGGUCACAGUGGUCACCAGCUCUGACAGUAUCAAAAGUGUUGUUAUCCAUAUGCUCCCUACUUUGUGAUCCCAAUCCAGAUGAUCCCUUAGUUCCAGAUAUUGCACAAAUCUAUAAAUCAGACAAGGAAAAGUAAGUAUAUACAACAGACAUGCAAGAGAAUGGACUCAGAAAUAUGCAAUGUAAAUAUGAAGAUGUUUUUCAUAUAUACCAGAGUACUGUAAAUUCUAGGUUUUUUCAAAAUUAGAAGUAAAUCAAGCACCGUUUACCAUUUCAUUGUAUCAUGAAAUUCUUUGAUUUUUACCCAUAUUAAGAGUGUUUCUGGAACAAGAUAAAACAGAAUUCCAAAAAUAACCUUUAAGACUGUGAUGAGAGUAUUUAUCCUUUUGUAUGCUUUGCAAAAGUCAUUUGCUAUGGUUUUUAAGAUAUUUGGACAUCUACCGUCUUCAGCCUUCAACUUCCACGAUGCAGUUGUAAAACAACCAAAUUUUUUUUUGCUGAAACUGGAUGUUUUCACGUGAAAAAUACUGUAUGUGUUUGUCUAAGAUGUCAUCGGUAACUCUGUGUUCAGAUUUCUUUCUUAGCUUACUAUAUAAUUUGUAUUUUUUUACUGUAUAGACUAAAUAUAUUUUAUUUGCCAUGUAAGUCAGCUCUUUAGACUUUUUUUUCCUGUGCACAGUAGUGACAAGAUACAACUGUUAGUAAUGAAAUGAAUGAGAUGUCCCUUCCUUUCCCUAGGAUAUUAUAUAGACUGACUACAGAUUUCUUAAAACCUAAAAUCAUCUUUACACUGUAAUUAUCAGCAUACUGAUUAUGGAAACAUACUUUGAUUUUGUUGCAUAUUUGACUUAAUUUUAUUGCAAUGUGAACAGUUGCACUGCUAAAUAGGAAGUUGCAUAACUUUUAUUUGUUGCUCUUCACAUUUGUUUGUUUUCAUAUGGGCAAUAUAAUAUUAUCACAGACCUUUUAAAGAACUUAUUGUAGCUCUUUCCAUAUAAAUAAAAGGCUUUUUCUACUA
Ornithorhynchus anatinus (platypus) is the source of this 1371-nucleotide messenger RNA. RefSeq names its product ubiquitin conjugating enzyme E2 D1 (gene UBE2D1). The coding region runs from base 88 to 489 and encodes 133 amino acids. The record is from RefSeq and is a predicted model, not a curated record. Gene Ontology annotation, molecular function: ubiquitin conjugating enzyme activity. Gene Ontology annotation, biological process: ubiquitin-dependent protein catabolic process; protein polyubiquitination. The transcript has 7 exons. Gene Ontology annotation, cellular component: nucleus. Lineage: Eukaryota; Metazoa; Chordata; Mammalia; Monotremata; Ornithorhynchidae.